UUCAAAAUCAAGUUACCCAAGUUUUUGUUGUGUCAAUAUAGAUGUCACAAAACAAUUUUAUUUAGUUUCAGCCGUGUGGUGAAGCUGAACGCAUCAAAUUUACAGAAAUUUUCGUACCGAAAUUCUCAACAAAAGAAUAAUAGAUAUAUAGCAACGCCAUGGUUCAUGUGGUACAGAGCAAGGAGGACUUUGAGCAGCAAUUGUCCAAUGCUGGCGACAAGCUGAUCGUCAUUGAUUUCUGUGCCAACUGGUGUGGACCAUGCAAACUAAUUGCACCCAAGCUGGAGGAGUUGGCCGCCCAAUAUGCCGAGCGUGCCGUUGUCCUUAAGGUGAACGUGGACGAUAAUGAGGAUAUUACCACCGAGUAUAAUAUCUCCAGUAUGCCCACAUUUGUCUUCAUCAAGAGCGGCGAAUUGCUCGAGGUCUUUGUGGGCGGCAAUCCGGACAAGUUGUGCAAAUCGAUGGAGAAACAUGUGGGUGAUGCCGAUGAACCGGACGAACAGCCGCUGGCACAGCAAGUGAGCGCAUCCUCGGGCAGCGCUGGCAGCGGCAACACCAUGUGUGACGACGAUGAACUCGAUGAGGAUGAUGGAGACCUCACUGAUGAUGUGCCAAUGGAUCUGCCACAUCCAACAAUCAAUGAUGAGCGUGUGCUCGAGAAUUAACAUGAAUGAGUCCACUGGAUGCAGCGUCGCCCAUCAUUAACGUCCACUCGCCACAGGAAUAACACGACAAUAAACAAAGUACUUCUUACUAUUUACAGGAUUGAGCGUAAACACAGAUAGAUUGUAACAAAAAUUCACAAGACCGAAAACAGAAAAAAACAUUCGCAUUAAACUUUAACUUGUUCGCCAACUUA
Molecule: messenger RNA, 859 nt
Organism: Drosophila albomicans
Lineage: Eukaryota; Metazoa; Arthropoda; Insecta; Diptera; Drosophilidae
Product: thioredoxin-T
Exons: 2
Coding region: 159-665 (168 amino acids)
Molecular function (GO): protein-disulfide reductase activity
Source: RefSeq, a predicted model, not a curated record